AUUAAAUAUUUACUUUCAGGUCAAUUGUGUAGUUAAAACAGAACAUAAAUCGAAAUGGCGUCCCGUUUUCUUGUAUUUGUAUUCAUCCAAGGAAUUCUUCUCCAGAACGUCUACUCCCAAUGUGUCAACCGUGUUCUGCCAUCUUGCGGACCGAACGUCUUAGAAAAUAUCCUGCCGAACCAGGUCCUCUACAGAGAACCGGGUAUACCCAUUCUACCUUCUCCCUGUCAAGGAUCAAUCCUCCCCGCUCCCAUCUACCAAAGCCCCAUGAUAUCUGAUGUGGGAUACGCACCAACCAUCAUACAAGACAGUAGCGUGGCUAACAGUCUUGCUAAUGCCUUACAGUUGCUGGUAGUCAGCAAUUUACUCAGCACUACUCUGCCUGGCCCAUGCGACAUGCCUGCAUACCCCUACGAAGUUAUGGGCAUGCCUGCAUAUAACUACGUUUACUUUCUCUUAUCCCCCUGGACCAAAAUGGCGGCGAAAUUACUUUUAGUUAUUUUAACGGAAUUCUUAAUUUCAAAGGUAUCCUCGACCUAUCAGCAACCAUAUACAGCAAGUCGUUACGUCAUGCAAGAUUCAAGGUCACAAAGUUUAUAUACACCAAACUACCAAUCAUAUUAUCCAAGCUAUGCCUCAAAAGUCAUUCAACCAACGUAUCAGAGGUCUGCGGAAGUUAUGACACCAUUAAAACGACCUUCAGAAUAUAGUCAAAAAACUUACCGGAACGCAGCGGAGCUUUCAUCGCAGGCUGUCCAAAGACCUGUAGAACUACGACCACCGAUCUAUCCAAAGACAUUACUUAAUCCAACGAUUCAGUCAGCUAUGGAAUUUCGACCACAAACAUACCAGAAAGCAGUUGAGUUUUUCUCACCAGCUGCUCAGAAAUCGGUAGAACUUCAACCCAUAUAUCAGAGAGCUGCAGAUUCAGUCAUUCCAACUGCUCAGACACCUAUAAAGUACCACCAGCCAGCCUACCAGAAAGCAGAUGAGCUUUUAUCAUUAUCAACCCUUCCGAUGGAAUUCCGUAAAGCUUAUCAACAUACACAAGAACUUAUGUCACCGAUAAUUCAAACUGCAACAGAAUAUUAUCAGCCUGCCUAUCAGAAAUUGGGAGAAAUUGUAGCAAGUCAGAACCCUACAGAAUACAAGCAUACUACAUGCGACUUAACUGCUCCUAAUCUACAAUCGACACAAAUUCCUGUAUCAACUUCAUUAGCAAUCGAAUCCUUAAAGGCCUUAACUUUACCAAAAUCUGAGUGUCCUUUAUUAACUUCACAAGCAAUUGAAUCCAUAAAAGAUUUAGGCUUUACAGAAUCUGAGUGCUCACCAAGGUCAUCGGCAGAUACUUUAGACGCUAAUGUUUUAAAUAACUUAGCUAUAGCACUACAGUUGUUAAUUGUUAAUAAUAUUAUUAAUCAUCCUAGAGAAUCAUUAGUUUCUAAAUCCAAGGUAUCUGAUUCUCUUCUAGACUUUGUUAAUACUCCAGAAUCGCCAGUAAGUAACUCUUAUAGUUUGGCCAGUCAAAGCCCUUGUCCAAUGCUUAAUGCAAAUUUUUUAGGGUCCUCAAACUAUGGAGACGGUAGUAUAAUGUCAAAAAGUAUGCAAGGAUUAGGUUCAAUUGGUUCCGGAUUUCCUUUACCAAGACCUGGUUUAAAUUUAUUGUCUCCAUAUGAUGCUAUAGCAGCUUAUUCAUCUUCUUCAUCGCCAUUUUCUGAAUCUACGCCAUCAUUGUUUUCGCUAAAAAACAAUUUUCAAAGUCCAUAUGCUGCUAUAAUGGCUGCCGACAGUAACAAAGAUUUAUUUUCGAUGUCCGAUUUAUUUUAACUAAAUGAUUAACUUGCAUAAUGAUCUCUAGUCGUAGCAUUAAUUCGUUGAUAAUGUAAAUAAAAAUAUUUUUAUGUUAA
Pararge aegeria (speckled wood butterfly) is the source of this 1907-nucleotide messenger RNA. RefSeq lists its product as uncharacterized. The coding region runs from base 55 to 1827 and encodes 590 amino acids. The transcript is spliced from 4 exons. NCBI's taxonomy places the organism in Eukaryota, Metazoa, Arthropoda, Insecta, Lepidoptera, Nymphalidae. The record is from RefSeq and is a predicted model, not a curated record.